AAUCAGCAGGGAACAGUUAGUAACAGUUACAAAUACAUACUUUCUACCUACUGGCAGGCACGGUAGCUCCUUUGGACGAGAAUGUGCAGGUGACGGAGGUCAACACCUCGGGUCUCUACAGGAUGGACAGCAACCUUAAAGUGUCCAAGUGGGCUACGUCGUCCCUCUCGAACGGCCUGGCCUGGAGUCUGGACCGGAAGACCUUCUACUUCGUGGACUCUCACCCUCGCACCAUCGACGCCUUCGACUACGACGACGAGUCCGGAGCCAUCAGCAACCGCCGCGUGGUCUUCGACUUCUACAAGGCCGGCCUGAAGGAUCAGUUCCCGGAUGGGAUGGCGAUCGACGUCGACGGGAACCUGUGGGUGGCGUCCUUCGGCGGAUAUCAGGUCCUCUGCGUGAACCCCCGCACCGGCAGGAUCCUCCGCCGCGUCGCCAUUCCCGCCAAGAACGUGAGCUCGGUGUGCUGGGGAGGACCCGACUACUCCACCCUCUUCGUGACCUCGGGGACCCUCGGGAUGUCCCCGGAGGAGGUCGCGGCCAACCCUUCGUCGGGAGGAACCUUCGCCGUGACGGGCCCGGCACCAAGGGCCUCCCCCGGCUCGCUUCAGGGUCGACUUCCAGCAGAGGCUGCAGCAGGUGGUUGUGUAAGGGAUCGAGGGAGCGAACCACAAUUGCAACUGAAGCCCAAAGGUGAGGGAAAAAGGGUGACGUCAUGGGCCGGAGGUAUGACGUCACAGGCCAUCGACGGAAAAUUCGCGUUCUCAGGAAUCUAG
This is a messenger RNA of Penaeus vannamei (Pacific white shrimp), 776 nucleotides long. Lineage: Eukaryota; Metazoa; Arthropoda; Malacostraca; Decapoda; Penaeidae. The record is from RefSeq and is a predicted model, not a curated record.